Coffea eugenioides is the source of this 817-nucleotide messenger RNA. Its product is annotated as transcription factor MYB4-like. The record is from RefSeq and is a predicted model, not a curated record. NCBI's taxonomy places the organism in Eukaryota, Viridiplantae, Streptophyta, Magnoliopsida, Gentianales, Rubiaceae. Bases 8 to 733 code for a protein of 241 amino acids. The transcript has 3 exons.
CAGCAACAUGGUAAGAUCCCCUUAUAUUGACAAAAAGGGGCUGAAGAAAGGUGCAUGGAGUGAUGACGAAGACAAGAAGUUGAGAGCCUAUGUUCUAAGAUAUGGCCACUGGAAUUGGCGUCAGCUGCCGAAGUUCGCUGGGCUUUCCAGGUGCGGGAAAAGUUGCAGAUUGAGAUGGAUGAAUUACCUGAGACCUGGUCUGAAAAGGGGCAACUAUACCGUUGAAGAGGAGGAUCUAAUCAUCAAACUACAUGAGCAAUUAGGGAACAGAUGGUCGGCCAUUGCUGGGAAAUUACCUGGAAGAUCAGACAAUGAAGUAAAAAAUUAUUGGCACACUCGUCUGAGGAAACGCAUUAAUCAAGAUCCUAGAUCAACCAAAAUUAUCAAGCAAACCAGUGAUCAAAAAACCGGGCAUAUGCAUGAUGCAAAUCAAAUCAAGCUAUCUGCUGCGAUCUCUGAUUCUGAUUCCAAUGAUAAGAGAGAAAUGGAGCCUAACAUUGCUGCUGCUGCACCUGUUGCUGAUACUAAAAUGUCGUCUUUAAUUUGUGAUUCCAGCCUUUCUGACAGCAAUAGUUCAGUGGAAUAUUCAUUUGCUGAAUCCUUUGAGAGUUUCUGGACCCAGCCCUUUAUAUUGGAUGCAUCCUAUAACAGUAAUGUUCUUGCGUUACCACCAAUGGAGGAAGAAUUUACUUUUCUUUCACCUCCUAUGUUCAUAUAUGAUGGUAUGGAUUGAUUAUAAGAAUAGUACUAUCACACUGUAGCCCAAAGAUUGUCAGUUUUGGUAUGGUAAAGAGUUAGAGAACUGUUUUGUUUAUUC